Molecule: messenger RNA, 6247 nt
Organism: Cygnus atratus (black swan)
Lineage: Eukaryota; Metazoa; Chordata; Aves; Anseriformes; Anatidae
Gene: SPOCK1
Product: SPARC (osteonectin), cwcv and kazal like domains proteoglycan 1
Exons: 11
Coding region: 232-1539 (435 amino acids)
Molecular function (GO): calcium ion binding; protein binding
Source: RefSeq, a predicted model, not a curated record
GUCGCCAGACCUCGGCUCCUGGCUCACGCAGAGCCCGCAACCGCUCGCUCUCACACACACGCACAUACACACGCAUACACACAGCAGCACACGCCCGGAGCUGCUGACGGAGCCUAGCGGGGGCUCGCCGGCUCUCUCCGACCCGCUGUCCGAGCAGCUGCAGCCGCGCAAAGGAGAGGAGGCAGCGGCGCCCGCCCUGCUCGGAGCCGCGGCUGGCGGCACUGCCCGGAGAUGUCGGGUGUGCUGGUCCUCGCUGCCUGGUGCUUCCUGCAAGUGGAGAGCCGGCAUCCCGAGGUCAUCACGAGUAGCAGCAGCCGUGGCAAUUUCCUGGACAACGACAAAUGGCUGAGCACCGUUUCGCAGUAUGAUAAAGACAAGUACUGGAACAAAUUCAGGGAUGAUGAUUAUUUCAGAAACUGGAAUCCAAACAAGCCUUUCGAUCAAGCUCUUGAUCCAUCCAAAGAUCCGUGUCUGAAGGUGAAGUGCAGCCCCCAUAAAGUGUGUGUCACUCAUGACUAUGAAACUGCUAUUUGUGUAAGCCGCAAGCAGCUGGUACACAGCAUUCGACAAAAGAAAGGAAACUUGGCCCAGAAGCACUGGACUGGACCAGCUAACAUAGUGAAAUGCAAGCCUUGCCCCAUGAUGCAUGCCAGCCCUGUCUGUGGCUCUGAUGGACAUACAUAUACUACCAAGUGCAAGUUGGAGUUUCAUGCAUGCACUUCUGGCAAAACCAUCAUAGCUCGAUGUGAAGGGCCCUGCCCCUGCCUUCCAGGACCUGAAAGCCCAAAACACAAGACAGAGAAGACUGCUUGCACGGACAAAGAAUUGAGGAGUCUCGCUUCACGACUAAAAGACUGGUUCGGUGCUCUUCACGAGGAUGCAAACCGUGUCAUCAAGCCAACAAGCUCGGAGACAGCACAAGGCAGAUUUGACACCAGCAUCCUACCAAUCUGUAAGGAUUCCUUAGGCUGGAUGUUCAACAAACUUGACAUGAACUACGACCUGCUGCUGGAUCCCUCAGAGAUCAGUGCCAUUUAUCUUGAUAAGUAUGAGCCAUGUGUCAAGCCUCUCUUCAACUCCUGUGACUCCUUCAAAGACGGAAAGCUUUCCAACAAUGAGUGGUGUUACUGCUUCCAGAAGCCAGGUGGCCUUCCUUGCCAGAAUGAAAUGAAUAGAAUUCAAAAGCUAAGUAGAGGGAAGAGUCUGCUGGGUGCUUUCAUCCCGCGGUGCAAUGAAGAAGGUUAUUACAAAGCCACUCAGUGCCACGGCAGCACAGGGCAGUGCUGGUGUGUUGAUAAGUACGGGAAUGAGAUAGCUGGCUCAAGAAAACAAGGGACGGUUAGUUGUGAAGAAGAGCAAGAAACCUCAGGGGAUUUUGGCAGUGGUGGAUCUGUUGUGUUGCUGGAUGAUUUGGAAGAGGAACCUGAAGCAGCAAAAAAAGACAAAGAAGGAAAACUGAAGAUUCAUGUAAGAGCAGCUAAUGAAGAUGACGAAGAUGAAGAUGAUGAUAAGGAUGAUGAAAUUGGUUAUAUAUGGUAGUGCCCAUCAUUCUAAGGACUCACGUUUUGCACAAUAUUGCAAGUCACAUCAUAUCUCUGCAAUUGUAUCUGAGAGUACCUGGCACAAAUAUUCCCUCUCUACUGAGUUUAAUUUUGUAUGGUCUGUUUAAUUUGGAAGACAGCUUUUUUUUUUUCCAGCGAGGACUGUUUGGAAUUCAGCUUUUGUUCAGUUGGUUUGGGGGAUUUUUGUUCUAAUCCACAGGGGCAAUGAAUUUUGUUUCAAAAACAUUUCAUGCCUUAAUCCUCAAUGGCACAGCUUAUGAAAUAUAUUGUGUGAAAGAAGAAUCACAGAAGGGGCUCAGCAAACUGGUACAAGGUUUAGAAGCCCUUCUCUUGUUAUCAAACAUAGGCAAUUUGUAUCAUAAAUUGUUACCUGAAUCAUAUCAGAAACAGUAAUUUUUCUUUCAUGAAAAAGGAAAAGUAGGCAUCUCCUUCUCUGUUCCAUAUUUGUUGUGUUCCUGUAGAGUAAGUCUUUUUGGAUACUGAUUUCUGGCUUCCUAGCACCAGGGGCUUAAUCCAGAAAGAAACCCGCUGGUUUGGUGCUGAUUUUAUUUUCCUUACAUUCUUUGAGAAUGAGUCCAACAGGCUUAGUCCAGCUCACGCUGAAAACCAAACCCACUGGAGCACAGAUCAGCUCUCUGACAGCGUUAUUUUGGUUAAGCAACAUGGCCUUGAUCUUGAGAGAUGCUGAGAACCUGCAGCUAUCACGGACCAAGCCCUGUGGGCAGGGAACAGUCCGUCUGACUAUCAAAGUGUUCGAGCAAAGAGAGUGUCAUCAGUUUGUAGCAACAUAAGCACCUCCACAGGCAUUCUUCAGCCUCUGUCUGAACUCAUUUGCACUAAGUGCACUAAUGUCACACGGGCAGCCUCUGCUCCCAGCUCACACACCGUGGGUCUGUUCGGUCUUUAUUUACUCUAAGUAAUCCCUCAUUGCAAAGCUGUACAGCUUUCAAAGACACUAACCAUCAAAAGUAAUAAGCUGUCAUUUCUAUAAUUUAAAUAGUUAAUAUUUAUUUGGCCUUUUUAAAAUAGCAAUUUUAAGUGGGAGUGUUUCAAAAGCUUAACUCCUCUGCUCGGCGUGACAAGCUGCACACUCCUAACACACACGUAAAAGAGACGAGUAUUAAAACACAAUCUGUGACUCCCUCAGCAUCAUCCCUGUAUUUAUAGCUCUACAAUUGUAUCACAGCACACUGACAUUAAAUUAUUUGCUGUGUCCUUUCCCAUGGCAGUUCUCUGAUGCAAGAAUAUACUGUGGUGACCUUUCAUUAUUUUUUCUGUUUUUCAGAAAUGCUGCCCAUUGAUGUCCAUGAGUUACAGCAGGAGUGCAUUUGGCAGAUCAAUAUUUCUAAAGGGAAAAAAAAGCCUUUUGGUUGUAGGUGGCUAGUAUAUAACUCUGGCCCGGUGGUGAGCGCACACUUUGAGAGCAUCCCUGGCUCCCCCUCUGGCUGCGUGACUUGGGUGUGUUUGUGUGACUUGUCUGCCUCGUGGCUUUCAUGAUUAGAGACUGCCAUUCAGUGCUUCUCCUCAAGGUCAGGCUGAGUAAAUGUGACCAACCACCAGGGAGGCGUACGCAGCCCUUAGCAGUGUGCUAGAGCCAGUUCUCUCGCUGGGAGAACAUGGAAGAAGGGCCACAUUGGUUGGAAGCAUUUAAUGGAAGCCCUAAUCAUGUAAACAUUUCAGCAUGGAUGCUUACAUGACAAGGCAUUUUCAAGGUUUCAAACUCAAGGGAAAGACAGCACAUGUGAGCUCUUUGCCAGUCCAGCAGGUGGGACUCUCAUAGCUUUGGAUGUUUUUCUGGGUACCGUAAUUGUGCUGCUGGGUUGGGAAGCAGCUGUAAGUAUUUUAGUAGUGACCAUGAUUUGCCUGAGAUUUAUUUUGCAGAAUGAAAAAUGUGUUUAUUACACAGAGAAAUAAUUAGACUGUUUUUUUUUUUCCUCUGAAUUAAUGUUGGCUGUAGAUGUGGUGACAGUAUGGAGUCAAAACAUAUUCCAGAGAAUUCCCUUAUGCCAGAAAAGCAGGAAAAUACCAUGCUGGUUGGCAGAAGUCACUUUUCCAGAAACUCUUUCCCAGGAGCUGUGGUCCUCACCUCUCUUCAGAGCCAAUUCCCACUGCAAAACCUGUCAGGGCUCUGCAGCCCAUCUCCCCACUCCGUGCAGGACCUCUGCAUUUGGACGUGGGUGGAAGAGCAAUACAGAAUAGGCAGUCCUUUCAGACACCAUGUGUUGCAGGAGCUCAGGCGUUGCCUCCUCUUUCAUUUCCUGUUUGUCUAGAUCGAUGAUCUGGGAACAAAUACCAAGCCUGCAUAAUUGCUAUUAAUGAAGCAGGAUUUGUAAAUUUAUGAGACAUUUGUUGUGAAUUGUUUCACAUCCCUGCAUCCUUCCAAAAAAUCCACCAUCACCAUAAGUUGUGAAAGGUCUGCACUCCACCCUGCCUCAAUUCCCUUGGUUUUCCUAUAGCUUUUAAAAAAAAUAGUUCCAAAUCUUAGCCCAUGAGCUGCACAGUGUACGCACACACACUUUUUGUACUUACCUUUCAUAGCAAGUAAUGCAGCUCUGUAACACAAACAGCUCCAACCAGCAGUUCUGCUUCUGUACAUGGUAUGCUUUUGGAAGAAGCAAUUGAACACCAUCAGUAGCUUGCAGCUCAACCACCAUGGCUGGUUUCUUUCUCCUAGUGUGUUCAGCCCGGACUCUGGGUCCAUCGCUGCUGCAAAACAUGCAAGCUGGUUAAAUAAGUCUUUAAAUGUGAUUGUGGACAUCCUUCAGUUUACAUGAGCAGAGGUGCCACCAGCAUCCAACUCUCAUCCCCGUUGAGCCUGUCCUAGCUGUAAUCUCACAUGUGAAACUGUUCCAAAGCAGAGUUGGCAGGUUUUAUGGCUUUCUCUUAAGCUAUAAAGCAAUUACCAACACUCAGCCUCAUCAGCUCUAACAUGAUGUGGGUCCUGGUCAGACGGAUUCGAGCCUUGCACAGCCAGGCAGGAGGACAGAUGCAGGUGGUGUGGCUGUAGGCACACACGUGCGCACACACUUACAUGCACAUGUGCACACAGCCCCGCUGGCCUGGGUUCAUGUUGCCACCCCUGUCCAGGUGAUCAUUCAGUCACCUGCUCCAAAUGGUCUUCUGAAUCUGGGCCAGCAUUGGGAAAAUACAAUUUUAUUGACUAGUUCAGUAGGCUACAGCUAUAGCACAGUUUAAAAAGAAUGAUAUCAAAUAAUAAAGUGUCACAGCCUUGUCAGGCAGACGUCAGACAAACGUUUGUGCUUUGAGUGGCAGCUCAGACUGCAGUUUGCUUUGAGCAUUUUACCAAAAACUACAAAGCUAUUUAACAAAGCCCUUCUGAAAUCCACUGGCAUCGGUCAGUGGUCGGGAGACCUGCAGGCUGUGUAAACGUGUGUUUAUGUACAUUUAUAUACAUAUAUGUGUGUGUGUAGAUAUAUAUGUUUAUACACACAUUAGAUACAUAUAUGUGUCCAAUUUGAGACAUUGCUCUAAGAAGAUGCUUUAUUUCUUUAAAAGAAACGAGCCAUUCUACCAAGAACCUGUUCUUUGUUGGAUCAAGCCCCUUUCAUUCUUCAUGCUUUGUAAAAGAUUUAAUUUGCUUGCGGCUUAAUUGAAUUCCUUUCUUUUCUUCUUUUUAUUUUUUUCUUUCACUUUUUCUUCUUUUCUCUUUCUAUUUUUUCUUUUUCUUUUUCAAAGCAGAACUUCCCAUCUGAAUCAAGUCAUUGACCUUUCAAAUAUUUUCUUAUUGUGAAAAAUGGAAUCAGAGUUGUCCCAUUCUUUUAGAGACACAAACCAAUUUUUAAUCUCAUUUUCUUUUCAUAUUAGAGACUAUGAAAUACUGUUAGGCAUUGCUUUAUGGUUCAAGGUGUCCUUUUAACUACUGUGGUUAAAUCAAAAUCUCCUUGAGUUCAGAUUUCAGCACAGUUGGGUUUUUUGGGUCAUUACUAGCCUUUGCUGUGAACACAAAGAAUCCUUUUCCUUUUUUUGCCUUUUUUUAAGCUGUUCUGUACUAUUAUUUUAAACCAUUAGAAAUGUUUAUUUAAUAUUUAUUCUACAGUUUAUAUUGAAAAUGUAAAGUUUAUAUUUAAAACAACACUGUUUGUUAGUGAAUGCUUCUCUUUGCCUCUCCAGCCUAGUCUGUUAGUCUCAGUGUACAUUUCUGGCAUGGGAAUAUUUUGAUAUUAGAGUUUUGUAGCAUUUUUCCCCUCAAGCAGCAACUGACAUAGAUCUAAGGUCAUCACUCGAUACAGACCACCAGAUCGCCCAAGCUUAGCUUCCUACAUUUGUUGGCUUUUAUUGCAGUCCCUUCUGUAUGCCAUUCAAGUUCCUUUAAUACAUAGACUGCUUUGUACAGUUACUAUACAUCAAAAAGCCCUUUCUACAGUAGGUGGUUUUUGGUCUUUUUAUACUUUUCUCAAUGCUGUUGAUGUCCGUUACUGUUAAAUGUGUAGAUCUGUAAGGAGAGAUCCAAAUAUUAUGUGUUUCAGUUUGAUGUCCCUACUGUAGAUGGAUGUAGACUAUCAUAGUAAGUAGAAUUGCAUAGUAAAUUCUGAAUGCUUUUUCCAUAAGGAGUUAAGUGGAAUGUGAACAUUUUGCUAUAUUUCUUUGGUUAACUGUAAAUGCUUAACUGUAGUCUGAAAUAGUUGCAUUUUUGUCUGUCUCAAUAAAUUUUAAUUUGUCUGCGA